GGAGCCCGGGAUUCAGCGACCGACCCCCCCCCGCCGCCUCCUUCCCGGAUUUCGGCUCGAGGAUGUGAUGCAGCUCACCUUUCCCAAUGCCACCCUCGCCACUGGAAGAGCGGAUUGGCGUGCUGCAGAGGCCCAAGACUUUGGCUCUGCGUCUCAGCCACAGCUUCGUCACCCACAGCGGUGGCGGGGAGAAGCCGCCAUCCCCGUCCGCGGCCUGCCGAGCCACCAGCCAGGGCCCCUGCGAAGCGGCGCAUCGUCGGAGCAGCGUCCUCCUCCCCGGCCACCCCCAGGUCCUCGACCUCAAGCUGCGGACAAGUGGCGGGCCGCCGGGCCGAGGGCCGGAGCGCGGCUUUGCCUCGCCGCCAGACCUUAAGUGGGGUGAGAAGAAGGGGGUGCUGCCACCCCAGCUGAAGGCACUUCUGCCCCAGGCCAAGCUCAAGAAGCGGGAUUUCAAGGAGAACUCCAGGCCUGCAGGGGAGGCUUCCCCCAGCUCCUCCUUGCCCCCCAGCCCGGCUGGCACCAUGCGCCCCUUGAAGUGCGGCUGCUGGGGCUGCUGGCGGCUGAUGCGCUGUGAGGAGGCCGGGGCCAAGUCUGGCCUGCGCUCCCUGGGCAGCUUCUCUGGCCGGUCCAGUCUGCGCUCCCUGGACUGCCCCAGCUGCAGCCCGCAGUCCGUGAAGAAGCCGGGCUGCUUCUCCUGCGCCCCGGUGGCCCUGCGCUCCCUGGCUUGCCUGACCUGCAACCCCUCGGUCAAGUCGGCCAGCUCGUCCUGCAGCUUCUGCAGCAGCGACCCCAUUGUGGCCUACGACUCCCGGGCGGGCCCCUCGCCCGCUCCCAGCUGCUACGGCAGGGAAGACGACCGGGAGGAGGAGGAAGAGGACGACUACACGGUCCGCACCAUCUGGCCCGACGAGCUGGCCAGGAAGAUGAGCAAGGCCCGUAUGCAGCCCCCGCCGUGGGGCCAGCAGCAGACGUCCCCCUUGAUCCUGGACUGCCGCAACCUGGUAGAAUUCACCAAGACUCAGCUGCAGGGCGCCAUGCGCUUGGGGGCACCCGACGCACUGGGACGGCGACGGUUCCAGCAAGGGAAACUGGCCGUGCUGGAUUUCCUCUCUGCCCGGGGUGCCUGUGACGGCCGGGACUCCUCGCUGCAGCGCCUCUGGUCCAAGGAGGGGACCGGCUGCGGGGGCGUCCCGGAAUCUCCGCCGGCCAGCCCCCCCACGCCCCAGCCUACGCAGAACCUGCACCUUGUCCUGGAUCUGGUCCACAAAGAUGAGCAAGAAGGGCCUGGUAAGAGAGGUGGGCCAGUCGGGUCGGAGAUCUCAGACGACUCGGGCUCCCCGCUCACCCCCGACUUGGAGAAUGCCGAGCUGAGCCCCAUCCUCCCGUUCCUCUUCCUGGGCAACGAGAGGGAUGCCCAGAAUCUGGAAAAGAUGCUUCACCUCAAUGUGGGCCACGUCCUGAACGUCACCACCCACCUGCCCCUCUACCACGCUGACAGCGGGCGACUCCGUUACAAGCGCCUGCCGGCCACCGACAACAACCGCCAGGACCUGCGGCAAUACUUUGAGGAGGCUUUUGAGUUCAUCGAGGAGGCUCAGCAGAGCGGCAAGGGGGUCCUGAUCCACUGCCAGGCCGGCGUCUCCCGCUCAGCCACCAUCGUGAUCGCCUACCUGAUGAAGCACACCCUGAUGACCAUGGGCGACGCCUACAAGUACGUCAAGGGCCGCCGGCCGGUCAUUUCGCCCAACCUCAACUUCAUGGGGCAGCUCCUGCAGUUCGAAGCGGACCUCAAUGGUGGCGUCACGCCCCGCAUCCUCACCCCCAAGCUGGCCGGUGUGGAGACCGAGGUGUGAACGGGAUGGAGCGUUGGGGGACCUCCUCCGUCAACUCUCAGGG
Messenger RNA from Candoia aspera, 1896 nucleotides. RefSeq names its product dual specificity protein phosphatase 10-like. Bases 87 to 1853 code for a protein of 588 amino acids. Gene Ontology annotation, molecular function: MAP kinase tyrosine/serine/threonine phosphatase activity; protein tyrosine/threonine phosphatase activity; MAP kinase tyrosine phosphatase activity. Gene Ontology annotation, cellular component: cytoplasm. Gene Ontology annotation, biological process: negative regulation of JUN kinase activity; protein dephosphorylation. The transcript is spliced from 4 exons. The record is from RefSeq and is a predicted model, not a curated record. Lineage: Eukaryota; Metazoa; Chordata; Lepidosauria; Squamata; Candoiidae.